AUGAGUCACUCCCAGGAAGCCAUGGACGAUAGCUUUCUAAUGACCAACAUGUCGCCGCAAGUCGGUGUUGGCUUCAACCGUGGCUAUUGGUCACGUCUUGAGGGCUUCAUGCGUCAUCUAGCUGGACAAUACGACGCACUUUACGUCAUCACAGGGCCACUUUUUCUUCCUAAGAAAAACAAGAAAACGGGAGAGUACGAGGUGUCAUACCCUGUGAUUGGCAACCCACCGGAUGCCAUCGCUGUUCCGACGCAUUUCUUUAAGGUGGUGCUUGGGGAAAAGCGAGGUGGAAACGGUUUUGCUACGGCUGGAUUUAUUUUGCCGAACAGAGCCAUCCCGGAGAACAAGAAUCUACGGGACUUUCAGGCUCCGCUAGAAAUCAUCGAGAAGCAGGCCGGACUUCUCUUCUUCGACAAGCUGGAAGGUGUUGAGAAGGUAGACCUGUGUAGCGAAACCAAGUGCGGACUUGCUGCAGCUUACCGCAGAGCUUCGUCUAUCGAGUCGAAGUGA
Phytophthora infestans T30-4 is the source of this 510-nucleotide messenger RNA. RefSeq names its product nuclease C1. The transcript has 3 exons. The record is from RefSeq and is a predicted model, not a curated record. Lineage: Eukaryota; Oomycota; Peronosporomycetes; Peronosporales; Peronosporaceae. Gene Ontology annotation, cellular component: nucleus; mitochondrial inner membrane. The coding region runs from base 1 to 510 and encodes 169 amino acids. Gene Ontology annotation, molecular function: nucleic acid binding; single-stranded DNA endonuclease activity; RNA endonuclease activity. Gene Ontology annotation, biological process: apoptotic DNA fragmentation.